Messenger RNA from Rhinichthys klamathensis goyatoka, 1477 nucleotides. RefSeq names its product XK-related protein 8-like. The transcript is spliced from 3 exons. Gene Ontology annotation, biological process: apoptotic process involved in development; engulfment of apoptotic cell; phosphatidylserine exposure on apoptotic cell surface. Lineage: Eukaryota; Metazoa; Chordata; Actinopteri; Cypriniformes; Leuciscidae. The record is from RefSeq and is a predicted model, not a curated record. Gene Ontology annotation, cellular component: plasma membrane. Bases 115 to 1350 code for a protein of 411 amino acids.
GUGUAAAGUUUACUUUCUCUUUCAGAUUUUUUUAACAGCAUAUAUAUCCACGUAAAAAUGAGGUAGUUGUAUUUACUUUGUCAUGCUGUAAAGGUUUGUUACACUGGAGCAAUCAUGGAGGAAAGCUUCCCUUUCAAGUACUCUUUAUUGGAAUACCUGUUUACAUUGGUGGGAUUGUUACUUUUCCUGCUGGAUAUAGCACUGGACAUUUGGACUGUUGUGUUAUUUUAUCAGGAAGGGGCAUAUGUGUAUAUGGCGGUGAUGAUUUUUCUGCUGCUGGGCUCUUCAGUAUUGUUACAGGUGUUCAGCUGGGUCUGGUACUCAGAUUCCCCGGAGACUAAGCUUGAGACUAAGGUGGAGGAAUUUGCUAACAGGCAUAUAUUGAUCAAACCCCUCCACUUCCUUCAGCUUGGAGUCUACCUCAGGUAUGCUGGAGUGAUAGAGAUUUCCACAACACGUUUCCUUAAAAAAUCUAAUAGUUUCACAGAGGGUGUGGCUGUGUACCUGAACCAUGACCUUCAGAUGCUUCGUCUAUUUGAGGCAUUUUCUGAAAGUGCCCCACAACUCAUACUUAUGAUGUGUAGAAUCUUACAGAGAGGAGAGCUGGAGCUUAUUACAGGUUUAAAAAUCCUCUCAUCAGCUGCUGCAAUAGCCUUUACCGUAGCCUUGUACCACCGCAGCAUGCGUUCCUUUCUUCAAGAAAAACGCAAGAUGAGCUGGAUCUCCACUGGCGUCUACUUUCUGUGGAACUUGUUGCUGAUCAUUCCCCGUGUAACCGCUCUGGCACUCUUUUGCAGUGUAUUGCCAUGCUACAUCAUAGCCCAUUUCCUGUCUUUGUGGAUGCUGCUGGUUUUAGGGGUCUGGAGCCAAAAAACAGAUCACAUGGAAAGUCCUGGUUGGGAGUGGCUCUACAGAGCUACUGUUGGACUCAUCUGGUACUUCAGCUGGUUUAACGUAUCAACAGGAAAUAUUAAAUUAAAGACUAUUCUCUAUUACAGUGUCAUGGGGUUGGACACAAUGAUGCUGCUGGGGUUCUGGUGCUGGAAGGUGUUUGAGUAUACAGGCUGUUGGAGCUCCUUAAAUCCUUACAUAGUGAUCCCGACACUACUAGGUUUGCACGUUGUUGGAAUUCUAUUGAAAAUGAUAUACUACAGGUGGUUUCAUCCUAACUGUGAUGAACAGAAAAUAGCUAAACUCAUUGAACAACAGAAUAUACGACAAGCUGCAGCGUUUUAUAACAUGGUGACUGACUCCCUGGAAUCUUCAUCUGACGCUGUGGAUGCAACUCUUGCUCUACCUGUCACUGGUGUUCUGAAGAGGGGGAGGAACAUGGCUGCUAAUUUCUACUAGUUCUUGGUUCAACUUUUCUAAGAAUAAAUUAUUAAAUGCCUAAUUUAAGUUUUAUUUAUAACAUAAGUAUUUAUACACAGACUACCUUGUUUUGUAAAAAAAAAAAAAAAAUUGCCAAAACUUUUAU